GCAGAUCCUAUAUAUACGAGACCCAAUACCCUGGUAGAGAGUCAAAGCAGCCAAACCAUAUCGCUUCUUCACCCCGCAUUUGGUCCAAGUUGGUUUAAUUGAGAAGUUUUGCAAAGGGUUUGAGCUUGACCAGGGGAAUUCGGAAAAUCCCAUUGCACAGUUGAAAGCACUCAUAAACUGCAACCAUGUCUUUCGAGGGUCCAAGGCAAGUCACUGCCCACGAUGCGACCACGGCACAAGAUGGUCCAGAAAGUGUGCCCGCGGUUGGGAAAGAACAUAAAUCACCAGACCUCGUCCAACAAGUCCUUUCCAGGACCCAGGGCGACGUGGUCAACCUCCAACAAGCCCGCGAUGCUACAGCUAUCGAGCACACCUUGUCCAUCAAGCAAGCCCUCCGUGUCUACGCUCCGGCGAUCAUCUGGGUUAUGCUUUUCAGCAUGGGCAACGUCAUGGUCGGCUUCGAUCCUCAACUCACCGGUACUCUGAUCGCCAUCCCCCAAUUCCAAAGGCAGUACGGCCACUUAUUCGAGGGUGCAUACGUUGUCAAGGCACAGUGGCAAUCUGCAUUCAACCUUGGUGCGCCUCUGGGCGCCAUAAUCGGCUCAUACUUCAUCGGCUGGCCACUUGACCGCUGGGGUCGUCGAUGGGCGCUCGGCGCUUGCAGCGUCGGUUCAAUCAUUGCUGUAGCCAUCCAAACCUCCGGACAGAGCAAAGUGCAGCUGCUCCUUGCAGAGUUGCUGAACGGGUUGUUUAUUGGCGGCUACUCUGUCGUCGUCCCGACCUACAUCUCGGAAAUCACUCCUGUGGUCCUCCGUGGUGUUGCCACCGCCUCGAUCAAUAUCUUCCAGGUUGCCGGCCAGCUCGUUUGCAGCGGUAUCCUGGCAGGUACUGAGAACCGUCCUGACCGUUGGAGCUACGACAUCCCAUUCGCAUGUCAGUGGUUCUUCCCGUUGGUCAUUUUCGUCGGCGUCUUUUUCGCUCCCGAGUCGCCUUGGUGGCUGGCACGUCAGGGAAAGAACGAGGCGGCUCGCAAGGCGCUCGAUCGCAUCACCACAAAGGAAAUCGACACGGAAACGUUGUUGGCAAACAUCAUUCUCACGACUGAGCUUGAAGAAGCACAAAUGUUGGGUGCCCGAUUCGUCGACAUCUUCAAGGGAUCCGAUCUUCGCCGCACAAUCAUCGCCAGCAUGGCCUUCUGCAUCCAGGUUUUUAGUGGCACGGCCUUUGUCAUUGGCUACUGCGUCUACUUUUUCGAGCUCGCUGGUCUGGGUACAUCGAGCGCCUUUGGUCUUGGCUGUGGUGUCCUCGGCGUCGGAUUCGUCGGAAACUGUCUCUCCUGGAUCCUCAUUGCCAAAUAUGGCCGACGACACAUCUAUCUGUUCGGCUUACUGGCACUGUCUGUCGCUUUGCUUCUGAUUGCCGUUCUGGAUGUCGUUCCUUCCUAUGGCUCCAACUCCUCUAUCAGAUGGGUCCAGUCUUCGAUGAUGUUGUUGUGGAACUUUGUGUACGACCUGACCAUCGGCCCUGUCGCCUAUAUCAUCCUUUGCGAGUCAUCCUCGGCUAGAAUGAGAGGUUAUACCAUUGGCUUUGCCACCGCCAUGCAGUUUGUGGCCAAUCUUGUCGCCGUUAUCGGCGUUCCGUACGCUAUCAACCCUGAAGUUGGCAACUUGCGUGGCAAGUUGGGUUUCGUCUACUUUGGAGUCUGCAUUCCGUGCAUUGCUUGGGUCUGGUUCGGACUGCCCGAGUUUAAGGGUCGAACUUUUGAGGAGUUAGAUGCUAUGUUCGAGGCUCGUGUACCAACACGGCAAUUCUCCAAGUAUGUCUUUGAGGAUGAGGUGCACAACCUUGGUCACGAUGUUCCAGGUGGCGAAAAGAAGAUCGAAGAGUAGAGUUUUGGGGCUGGGGAGGGAUUCGGCGGUCAGUGUGUUGUCAGGUUGGGUGUUUGUCGAGGUGUGGAUUACUUUAGGUAGUGAGAAGUGGGCGCUAGAUUUACUGUACAUGGGCGUGCAAUAAAACCACUUGUUUGGUUUCAACUGGACAAACCUUAUACUUCUCAAUCGACCAUGCUAGAUCCCGCAAUAUUCAAGGGCCAGCA
Molecule: messenger RNA, 2095 nt
Organism: Exophiala viscosa
Lineage: Eukaryota; Fungi; Ascomycota; Eurotiomycetes; Chaetothyriales; Herpotrichiellaceae
Exons: 2
Coding region: 186-1889 (567 amino acids)
Biological process (GO): carbohydrate transport; transmembrane transport
Cellular component (GO): membrane
Molecular function (GO): carbohydrate:proton symporter activity
Source: RefSeq, a predicted model, not a curated record